This is a messenger RNA of Bubalus bubalis (water buffalo), 213 nucleotides long. RefSeq names its product defensin beta 107B (gene DEFB107B). Gene Ontology annotation, cellular component: extracellular region. Bases 1 to 213 code for a protein of 70 amino acids. The transcript has 2 exons. Gene Ontology annotation, molecular function: CCR6 chemokine receptor binding; chemoattractant activity. The record is from RefSeq and is a predicted model, not a curated record. Lineage: Eukaryota; Metazoa; Chordata; Mammalia; Artiodactyla; Bovidae. Gene Ontology annotation, biological process: innate immune response; defense response to bacterium; cell chemotaxis.
AUGCCUGGAGCCAUGAAAACCUUCUUCUUAAUGUUUGCUGUCAUGAUUCUUCUUGCUCAGAUCUUCUCAGCCCCAAGAAGCCUUAAAAGACAGAUACACUGUCUGAAAAUGGAUGGUCGCUGUGAAGUCGAAUGCCUUUCCUUUGAGGAUAAGAUAGGGGGCUGCAGAGCUGAACUGACACCAUUUUGCUGCAGAAAAAGAAUCAAUAAUUAA